Molecule: messenger RNA, 4999 nt
Organism: Pectinophora gossypiella (pink bollworm)
Lineage: Eukaryota; Metazoa; Arthropoda; Insecta; Lepidoptera; Gelechiidae
Gene: amon
Product: neuroendocrine convertase 2
Exons: 14
Coding region: 10-1893 (627 amino acids)
Biological process (GO): protein processing
Cellular component (GO): Golgi membrane; trans-Golgi network
Molecular function (GO): serine-type endopeptidase activity
Source: RefSeq, a predicted model, not a curated record
CGAGCGAACAUGUGGCUGCAAUGCUUGGCUGCAACCGUGCUGAUCGCGGCUACUGCCUCCAAGGAGGUGUUUACCAACUCGUUCCUCGUGAGGUUCAAGAGGUCUGUGGGGCCGGCGGAGGCGCACCACGUCGCGCGCAACCACGGCUUCGAGAGCCUCGGCCCGGUGCUUGGCUCUGACACAGAAUGGCACUUCGCGCACCGCGGCCUUGCGCACGCGCGUCCGCGCAGGUCUAUCGCACACACGCGCAUACUCAAGCAACACCCACUUGUCCACACAGCGGUACAACAGACGGGCUUCAAGCGGGUGAAGCGGGGGUUCCGCCCCCUACGGCUACCGGAGACAGAACCGGCAGCGGAGCCCCGCGAUCCAUACUUCCCCCUCCAGUGGUACCUGAAGAAUACUGGCCAGAAUGGGGGCAAGCCUAAGCUGGAUUUGAACGUGGAAGCUGCCUGGUCCCAGGGGUAUACGGGCGUGAAUGUCACCACUGCUAUUAUGGAUGAUGGCGUGGAUUACAUGCAUCCGGAUUUGAAAUUCAAUUAUAAUGCGGAGGCUUCGUAUGACUUCAGCAGCAAUGAUCCGUUUCCGUACCCGCGCUACACGGACGACUGGUUCAACAGCCACGGCACGCGCUGUGCAGGGGAGGUUGCGGCUGCCAGGGACAACGGAGUUUGCGGUGUCGGCGUGGCAUAUCACUCUAAAGUUGCUGGUAUCAGAAUGCUAGACCAGCCUUACAUGACGGAUCUGAUCGAGGCGAACUCUAUGGGCCACGAGCCCCAUAAGAUCCACAUCUACAGCGCGUCAUGGGGUCCUACCGACGACGGGCGGACGGUGGACGGUCCACGUAAUGCCACCAUGCGGGCUAUUGUCAGAGGAGUCAACGAGGGUCGCAAUGGCUUGGGCAACAUCUACGUGUGGGCAAGUGGAGACGGCGGGGAAGACGACGACUGCAAUUGUGAUGGAUAUGCUGCUUCCAUGUGGACUGUGUCCAUCAACAGUGCGAUCAACGACGGGCAGAACGCUCACUACGACGAGUCGUGCUCCUCGACGUUGGCGAGUACGUUCAGCAAUGGCGCCCGGGACCCCAGCACGGGCGUCGCCACCACUGACCUGUACGGAAAGUGCACCGCCACACAUUCCGGCACCUCUGCCGCCGCGCCUGAAGCCGCUGGGGUAUUUGCCCUCGCGCUGCAUGCUAAUCCAAACCUGACCUGGCGCGAUAUUCAACAUUUGACGGUGCUGACUUCCAAAAGGAACUCGCUUUACGAUGCAAAGGGCCGAUUUCACUGGACCAUGAAUGGCGUAGGGCUGGAGUUUAACCAUCUGUUCGGGUUUGGGGUGCUGGACGCGGGGGCAAUGACUGCCCUGGCCGCCAACUGGCGCUCUGUGCCUCCUCGGUACCACUGCGAAGCUGGCUCCGUGAACACUCAUACUGAGAUCCCAUCAGAGGGCAGCAUCACAUUGAAGAUCGACACUAAAGCGUGCGCUGGCUCACCGAGCGAGGUGCGCUACCUAGAACACGUGCAGGCUGUCGUCAGCGCCAACUCCACCAAGAGAGGGGAUCUGGAGUUCUUCCUCACCAGCCCUAUGGGCACUAAGUCCAUGAUACUAAGCCGGCGCGCCAACGAUGACGACUCACGGGAUGGCUUCACCAAGUGGCCGUUCAUGACCACGCACACCUGGGGCGAGUACCCGCAAGGAGUCUGGACCCUAGAGGCUCGGUUCAACGGCGGCUCGGGCCCCAGUUCAGCAUCAGGCUGGCUCCGGGGCUGGUCGCUGGUCCUCCACGGCACUCGGGCUCCGCCCUACGCCCAGCUGCAGCCCCAAGACCCUCACUCCAAACUCGCCGUCGUCAAGAAGGCGCACGAAGACAAUGCACUCAACCGAAAGUAAACCACACGAUGAACGGGGUAAUAACAAUACGUCUAGGUUUUUUAAAGCUUCAACAACUCCAGAAACAUCUAGAUAGUUCGAAAAAGACAUUGUGAUACUUGAAUAACAUUGUCAGGAGCGCUCUGAUACGCUAUCUCCAUUCAUUUUCUAUUUAUAGCAAUCGUAGUAUGCGGGCCGCAUCAUGCGGCAUUAGGUUUGUUUAUGGCCACUUGCGAAAAGGUUUUUGGUAAGUAAAAAUAGUGUUGCAGGAUUUGUGAACACAACAUUGGUAAAACCAUCAAUUGAAACGGAUUCGGUGGGUUAGCAUCACUAUUAACGUCAACCAAGGUUACAAUGUUGCGAAACUAGUGCCGUUAAAGUAAAAAAUAAUUUAUUCGAUUCGGAGUGAAACUAAGAACUGGGGGGUUAAAAUGGUCACAUCGAAGCAAUUCAUCUAAGAAAGCAAUAUUGCUAUUUGACAUUUGUUUGCAGUGCGCACUUACUUUUAUAUGCGCAAAUGUCAAAUUGCAACAUUGCUUUCUUAGAUGAAUUGCUUCGAUGUGGCCAUUUUAACCCCCCUGAACGAGCGUCUCUGUUUUAAACGGUUAACUAAGAAAGUAAAUUACAUUUAGAUAAAGAUCAAAAUCAAAUGUAUCCAAAGAAAAUUAAAAAGUAAUAGUAACACAAAGGUUUGAUGGUAAAUAAAACAAGUCCGAAAACUUAUUGGGGGAAUGGUAAGGAAUUUUAUAAUUGAUCAAUUUUUACAAUGAAGGAUAAUUAUAUAAUUAUAUAUGUAUACUUGAGAGUAUUAACAGAUUGUAGAUAUUGGAAAGGAUAGAGUAUUGUUAUUAUUUCGUUUUAAAACAAAAAAAUGCAAGUUUCGUUCAACGUCAUUAAGAUCUAUUGGUGUUGAGCGAGAGUUGUGACGUCAAUGGAAUUUGAUUACAACAUGAUACUAGGAAUAGGAACAUUGACAAGAACUUCUUCUUCUCUUUCUAAUCCUUUUAUCCCCUGAUGAGACGUAGGGCUCGAAUAAGAGAUUUCCACUCCUCGCGAUCUUGUAGCUUCUCUGUAGCUUGCUCUCAAGACAUGCUGAGAGUUUUGAACUCGCGGUCAACCGAGCGUCGCCAGGUCUCUUUGGGCCGCCCCCUUUUGCGAUUUCCACGCGCACACUAGGUCAGAGCUCGUCGGACGGGUGUUCCAUAGGUCUUCUACGGACAUGACCAAUCCACCGCCAUUUCCGUGUCAUAUCAGCUUCCACAGUAUUUUGCCCAGUCAUCUUUAAUAAGAACAAUACCUGAAUAACUAAGAAUGUACCGGACGGUUACCAGAAAGGAGGAAAAUCACACCCAGGGACUCCAUACAAAAUUCUAACUUUUAUCGCGUCCCGCUAUGCUGCGUAAGUUCGAGUGAGUAAGGCAUACAGUUCGCUUCUGCUCCCCCUUACUCUUAGGGGCUUAAGGUCAUUUAGACUAAAGUAAGACGGACUCAGAGGGAGUGAGGUAAAUUUAGCUCGGAGACCAAUACGAAUUGGUGCGGGCGGAGAGUUACCGUUCUAUAAGUAUUAGCUAUUCUUUAUUCUAUGCUAAUAGGUGAAGUAUCGGCUCAAUAACACAUAAAUCUUGAUGAAAUUGGUAGCUUGAAAGGUACAAAUUCGCUGAAAAUUAAGCAAAUAACAUCUUGAACGAAUAAAGAAUGUCUUAUAUAAUGUUCCUAUUUCUAGUAUCGUAUUUGAAAAACUGAAUUUACCCUCUUGAAAUAGAUAAAGCAACACAGUUCGUUGCCCCUUAAGUAAACGUAUUAUUUUCACUAGAAACAAUUUUAAAUAUAUUAUGUCUACCAAGACAAGUGAGAAUUACAUCUCUACCUCACUAAGUUUAGAGUCCAGUCUGUAUUCAUUCAUCAAAUGAUUUAAGAUUGCUAGACGACGUUUGUUAUAGAUUAGAAUCCAAUAUUUGUUUUUUUGGAACAAGGAGAAGAAUUGUUGGUUGGAAUAAUUCUUUUCCCAACGAUGAAAAAAUGGUUUCUCCGGCUGAAGAAUUUCUCUUCUUUCGUAGACACCAAAAAAAGUUUACAUCUAAAUAAAAGGGACUAUGGAUAGGACAGUGUUUCACCACGAAUACUUUCCUAUCUAUUUACUCAACCAAUUAUUUGGAUGUAAGAGAACAACUAAAAGAAAUCGCCACGAGAAGCUCGAUGCAAACUGUAGUAACUUAAAUAUUUUUAAUUUUGAAGAUCUCAAACAAAUCCGGAAACUGCUUUUUGUGACGAUUUCAUUAAUUAUAAAUAUAUUUUUCGAAAUAUCUUUGUCAAAAUUUAUUUCGUUUUUUCAAGUCUUCUCUAGUGUCUAUAUAUACCUACCUUAUUUUGUGUGUUUUUUUAACUAUUCUUUGAGCAUAAAAUAUGGGUAGAUAUUUCUCAUUUUAUUUAUUACCUAGAAUAUACGGGUACAGUUUUAUUAUUUAUUCGUACAAAUAUAUUCACAUUUACGUAUUAUCCAUUAAAGUAGCUUGUAUUUCACUUAUUGCUUGAUUUCAUUUUAAUUUUUGUAGUAAAUUUUGUUCACUUUCCCUUUAAAUCAACAUUCUGACCAUGCCAAACAUAUCAACUUUUGAAAUAUGCAUUCGCCGAAAUACUAAUAAACUUUAUUCACAUAUUAAUUUUAUUACAUAGGAAGGUGAACAAGACUUCACGCAUUUAAAUUACCUAAUUUUAAGCAUUUUUCAUUUAAUUUCUAGUCAUGUUAGUACUAUCAUUGUUUAUUGAGUACCUACAGUUUUUUUUAUAAUUGAUUGAGUACAUUAUUUAAUAUCAUAAUUUAAAUUUAGAUUUCUUUGAUUUAGAAAAUUCAAAUGGACUUCAUUUAACCCAGCUAAAUUAAGUUCAUUUGAAUAUUUUCGUUUUCAUAGCACACCCCCUUCUCGUGUGCCGUGGAGAUAUGUUAGAGGAUAUACAAAGAAUAUAUUAGAGAAAUUAUCGUUAUCAAAUAAGAUUAAUAAAGGUAUUUAUGUAACAAUUAAAGAACUUCCUUUUGGGCCCAGCAACAGUAAAUAUGGUUAUUAUUAACAGCCUCUUUAUAUCUAUUUUCUUAAAGAGAUGAAUUUAUUAAAUACACAAAUAAAACAUU